CGCACCAUUUCCAGAGAACACCUCAAAAGAAUCAAAAAGAAUGCCGUCAGAAAUGGGAGACGGACGCCGGCGGCAGGCGGAGCGACCAGCGGAGGAGGCGGCGGCCGAACGGGGGAGGGAGCGGUGCCCCCGGUGCGACUCCCGGGACACCAAGUUCUGCUACUACAACAACUACAACACCUCCCAGCCCCGCCACUUCUGCCGCUCCUGCCGCCGCUACUGGACACUUGGCGGCUCCCUGCGCAACGUUCCCAUCGGCGGUUCCUCCCGCAAGCGCCUCCGCCCUUCCCCCGCCGCCACCUCCGCCGCCGCCCGGCCCCUCCGCCCCAUCCCUACCCUGGCCCCACCGACCCCCUCGCUGGACCUCCCGGCCUCCACCUCGCCCCCAUCCGCCUUCGGCUCGCUCCUUUCCAGCCCGGUCUCGGCCGGGUUCUUGGCGCUCGGCGAGCCGUUCUUCGAGGUCCGGACCGGGUUCGAGCUCGGUCUCGGUCUCGGGCUUGGUUCCGGACCGGCGGCAUCGCCGUCCAUCGAGGAGCUGGGGUUCGGGCUGGGGACCACGCUGCUGUGGCCCACCGCCCUGCUGGACGAGGAGGGGGUCGUCGGUGCCGGGGACACGUGGCGGUUGGGGAGCGCUGGAAUGGACUGCUUCGCUGCUCCGGCGCCUGCUGCGGUGUGGCCGGAUCUCGCCAUUGCACCCGCCGAGGGGAGCGGUGGUGCCGGAGGGGAGCUGCGGUAGAGUGGCAUCGUCGUGAAUAUUUCGGGUAUUGGGGGGUCUUUCCAGUUUUGCUGUGUUUGCUUUUGGAUGGCCCACGUUUGUGUCUGCUCGGUGCCUCCAGUGUACUGCAACAUAGAAGCCCACUUCCUCUUAUCUGUUCUUUUUCGUAAUCAUAUUCUUUUAAGUAAGCCUUUCUUUUUUUUUUUUUAACAGUUAGCCUUUUUCUUUGAAAGCGAGAAAUAAUAAUGUUUUAGCCACAGAGGGUGAAUGAUUUGGUUCACAGUAAUAAAGCAGUUGGUGAGACCUAAUAACUGAAGCAAGAAUUAAAGUGGGAGCUGAAUCUAUCAUGGGGAGUUCAAGGUCCGCCUCCAGCUAUAAAAAAGACAAAACGAAAGCACCGAAUUUAACCAACGCACUGUUUAUAUUUGCUCGCUUGUUUUCUUGCAUGCAGCCUAUUCAGUUUUUCUUAUGUUAAACCAUUGAAUAAUUCUUAAAAUGGGUCUCUCGCAUCGAUCUUAUAUCU
Elaeis guineensis (African oil palm) is the source of this 1238-nucleotide messenger RNA. RefSeq lists its product as uncharacterized. Gene Ontology annotation, molecular function: DNA-binding transcription factor activity; DNA binding. Lineage: Eukaryota; Viridiplantae; Streptophyta; Magnoliopsida; Arecales; Arecaceae. Gene Ontology annotation, biological process: regulation of DNA-templated transcription. The record is from RefSeq and is a predicted model, not a curated record.